UCUUGGAUCCUCCAUCCCGGAGCGGGCGGCGCUGAGCGGCUGAGUGGGGGCGGGGGCUGCAGGCUGCCGGAGCCGGCCCGCGGGGCUCCUGACACCCGGCUCGGAAGGCGCAGGGGAGCCCGGGCCAGCCGGGUAGCAGCGGCGGGUGGGGGAGGCCCAGCAUGCGAGCGGAGGCCCGGUGAAGCGGGGCUGGGGGGAGAGGCGAGGACAAGGGAGAGGGAAGCGCUUCGGAGCGGGCCUGCCUGGCUGCCAGUGCUCGGAGCUGGCUGCGGAGAGGCGGCUUGUUUUCCUGGCCGGGCUCUGCAGCGCCCCGCUGCCUUCUCCGACCCGCUUCCUCGCCCCCCUCAGCCCGCUGCGCUCAGCGAGGAUCCCCCCACCAUCCUCCUCACCCCUCUGCGCGCUGGGCUCCUAAGCUGGCUGUAGGAUGAGCCCUGAGGACUCCCAGCGGGAGACGCUGCUCCAUCGCCAGGCUGGAAUAUAGCUCAGAAGUGGGGUGGCGGCGGUGGAAAUAAGGAGCCCCCCCACCCCCUCCCUUAAUGGUGGCCCUUCGUAGCCACUGCCUCGCAGCAGAGUGACACGCAUCCUUUGGGGGGGUGGUAGGUUUUUGUUGGGGAAGGGGUGUUUUGUUUUGCUGUCGCAAGCAGCCGGUGCUCCAGCACAAGCGAAUUAAAAUGUCCACUAGAACUCCAUUGCCUACGGUGAAUGAACGCGACACUGAGAAUGAUGUCGUCUCUUCACUGGGGGAAGGCCUUUGCGAAAAGCACACCUCUCAUGGAGAAGGACGUCAAGAAGUUUCCUCUCGAACUGGGCGCUCUGGAGCUCGCUGUAGAAAUUCUAUAGCUUCCUGUGCAGAUGAGCAACCUCAUAUUGGAAAUUACAGACUUCUUAAAACGAUUGGAAAGGGGAAUUUUGCAAAAGUAAAGUUGGCUAGACACAUCCUUACUGGCAGAGAGGUUGCAAUAAAAAUAAUUGACAAAACACAAUUGAACCCAACUAGUCUUCAAAAGCUUUUCAGAGAAGUAAGAAUAAUGAAGAUAUUAAAUCAUCCAAAUAUAGUGAAGUUAUUUGAAGUAAUUGAAACUGAAAAAACUCUCUACUUAAUCAUGGAGUAUGCAAGUGGGGGUGAGGUAUUUGACUAUCUGGUUGCACAUGGAAGAAUGAAGGAAAAGGAAGCAAGAGCUAAAUUUAGACAGAUAGUAUCUGCAGUGCAGUACUGCCAUCAAAAGCAUAUUGUUCAUAGAGAUCUCAAGGCUGAAAAUCUAUUGCUAGAUGCAGAUAUGAACAUUAAAAUAGCAGACUUUGGUUUUAGCAAUGAGUUUACAGUUGGAAAUAAACUGGACACAUUUUGUGGCAGCCCACCAUAUGCUGCGCCAGAGCUCUUCCAAGGCAAGAAAUAUGAUGGACCUGAAGUAGAUGUUUGGAGUUUAGGUGUUAUUCUUUACACUCUUGUUAGUGGAUCUCUUCCUUUUGAUGGACAGAACUUAAAGGAACUGAGAGAGAGAGUACUAAGGGGAAAAUACAGGAUCCCUUUCUACAUGUCAACAGACUGUGAAAACCUCCUUAAACGUUUUCUGGUGCUAAACCCAACUAAAAGAGGCACUCUAGAGCAAAUCAUGAAGGACCGGUGGAUCAAUGCAGGGCAUGAAGAUGAUGAGCUAAAACCUUUUGUUGAACCAGAGCUGGACAUCUCAGACCAGAAGAGAAUAGAUAUUAUGGUUGGAAUGGGAUACUCUCAAGAAGAAAUUCAAGAAUCCCUUAGUAAAAUGAAAUAUGAUGAAAUCACAGCUACAUACUUAUUGUUAGGGAGAAAAUCAUCAGAGUUGGAUGCUAGUGAUUCAAGCUCCAGCAGCAAUCUUUCCCUUGCUAAAGUUAGGCCAAGUAGUGAUCUCAACAAUAGCACUGGACAAUCGCCUCAUCACAAAGUGCAGAGAAGCAUAUCUUCUAGCCAAAAACAGCGACGGUACAGCGAUCAUGCUGGACCAUCUAUCCCUCCAGUAGUGGCGUAUCCAAAAAGAAGCCAGACUAGCACUACAGACAGUGACCUGAAAGAAGAUGGAAUUCAGACAAGGAAAUCUAGCAGUAGUGCUGUUGGCGGACGAGGAAUUGCUCCGGCUAGCCCCAUGCUCGGAAAUGCUAACAAUCCAAAUAAGGCUGAUAUUCCUGAACGUAAGAAAAGUUCGGCUGUCCCCAGUAAUAAUACCGCACCUGGAGCAAUGACACGCCGCAAUACAUACGUUUGUAGCGAGAGAACCACUGCAGAUAGACAUUCAGUAAUCCAAAAUGGCAAGGAGAACAGCACUGGUCCUGAUCAAAGAACUCCUGUUGCUUCAACUCAUAGCAUCAGCAGUGCAACUACACCUGAUCGCAUUCGUUUCCCAAGAGGAACUGCCAGUCGUAGCACUUUCCAUGGUCAACUCAGAGAGCGACGUACUGCUACAUAUAAUGGACCACCUGCCUCACCCAGUCUAUCCCAUGAAGCAACACCACUUUCACAGACUAGGAGCAGGGGCUCCACUAAUCUUUUUAGUAAAUUAACUUCAAAACUAACAAGAAGAAACAUGUCAUUCAGGUUUAUCAAAAGGCUCCCGACUGAAUAUGAGAGGAACGGGAGAUAUGAGGGCUCAAGUCGCAAUGUAGCUGUGGAUCAGAAGGAUGAAAACAAGGAAGCCAAGCCCCGUUCGCUGAGGUUUACUUGGAGCAUGAAAACUACCAGUUCCAUGGAUCCUAAUGAUAUGAUGAGGGAAAUUCGUAAAGUCCUGGAUGCCAAUAAUUGUGACUAUGAACAAAGAGAGCGUUUCUUGCUUUUCUGUGUCCAUGGCGAUGGACAUGCGGAAAAUCUUGUACAGUGGGAGAUGGAGGUGUGUAAACUGCCAAGACUGUCACUGAAUGGAGUCCGCUUUAAGCGGAUAUCGGGAACAUCCAUAGCUUUUAAAAACAUUGCUUCCAAAAUUGCCAAUGAAUUAAAGCUGUAAGAAAAAGUAAUUAAGUUGUAAAUUAAGUAGCAAUUUCGAGUGUUUUUGAGAACACCGAUGGAAAUGUAUAGAAUAAUAUUUAGGCAAUAACUUCUACAUCUUCUGAAUCAUGAUAUUAAAAAAAAA
Terrapene triunguis (Three-toed box turtle) is the source of this 3098-nucleotide messenger RNA. It is a transcript of the gene MARK3, whose product is annotated as microtubule affinity regulating kinase 3. Gene Ontology annotation, molecular function: protein serine/threonine kinase activity; ATP binding. Gene Ontology annotation, cellular component: plasma membrane; cytoplasm. Gene Ontology annotation, biological process: protein phosphorylation; intracellular signal transduction. NCBI's taxonomy places the organism in Eukaryota, Metazoa, Chordata, Testudines, Emydidae. The record is from RefSeq and is a predicted model, not a curated record. Bases 672 to 2972 code for a protein of 766 amino acids. The transcript is spliced from 19 exons.